GCCCGGGCAUGGCCGCGGCGAGGGCGCUGGGCGGCAGCCUAGGCGCGCCCGCCCCGCACUGCCUCAGCGCGGCGAGCGGCGGACAGGCACCCUCGCGGGGAGGAGCCGGCGGCCCCGGGACCCGCCGCCGCGCGCGCCUGAACCCGCCCAUCCGGCUCCUUCUCCUCCCCAUGGGCGGGAGCGGCUCUGGCCCAGAGCCCACGGGGGAGCCAACUGCGGCCCCCAACCGAGCACCGCCAGCCCUGGGUACCCCCUCACUUCCACGUUCUCCCCGGAACACCUGCCUUCACGCGGCCCCUGGAGGUCCCCGGAGUGGAUGGGGGUGGGCUGCUACCCUGGCCGCCCAGAGCCGGGGAUGCCCGCCUGGGGCAUCUCCCAGCUGAGCGGGAAGAGGGAUCCCGCCCAGUUCCGGGAGCUGAGUACCAGCGUGGACGUGAUGUCGAGGAGGUGUCACCGUCAGAGGAUGCAGCAUGUGUAAACUCAUGUAGAGUUUCUGACCAGACAAGACCUGCUGGAAAUUCCCAGGAUCUUCCUUUUUUAAGGUAGAAGUUAAUAAUAUGUUGUAUAUAUUGUUUUUUUUCCUCCUUCCUUUCUGCAAAUGUUCUAUACUUCUUGUAUGAUUCUGAGAUAUCUUCUCCUGUAUCCCCACCCAUUGCUAACAUCACCAAAGUCCCUCUUA
Sapajus apella (tufted capuchin) is the source of this 679-nucleotide messenger RNA. Its product is annotated as proline-rich proteoglycan 2-like. Bases 9 to 383 code for a protein of 124 amino acids. NCBI's taxonomy places the organism in Eukaryota, Metazoa, Chordata, Mammalia, Primates, Cebidae. The record is from RefSeq and is a predicted model, not a curated record. The transcript has 2 exons.